Molecule: messenger RNA, 802 nt
Organism: Medicago truncatula (barrel medic)
Lineage: Eukaryota; Viridiplantae; Streptophyta; Magnoliopsida; Fabales; Fabaceae
Product: 60S ribosomal protein L28-2
Exons: 4
Coding region: 169-609 (146 amino acids)
Biological process (GO): translation
Cellular component (GO): ribosome
Molecular function (GO): structural constituent of ribosome
Source: RefSeq, a predicted model, not a curated record
UCACCUUAGUGGGCUAUAUGUGUUUGAAGCCCAAACCAAGAAGUCCAAAUCCAAACCAAAUUAGGGUUUCCAAUUCCAUUUUGCUAUAAAUCUUAACACAAGAAAACCUCUUCUUCUCAAAUCUCACUCUCCUCUACAACAAAUCCAAGGUUGAAGAAGAAGAAGAAGAUGGCAACAGUACCUGGACCACUUGUUUGGGAGGUCGUGAAGAGGAACAACUCUUUUUUGGUUAAAGAGUUUGGAAAUAACACUCAGAGUGUUCAAUUCAGCAGAGAACCCAAUAAUCUUUACAACCUUAACUCCUACAAAUACUCUGGUUUGGCCAACAAGAAAACUGUAACUAUUCAGUCUGCUGGUAAAGAUCAGUCUGUGUUGUUGGCAACCACCAAGCCAAGGAAGCAAAACAAGCCUGCAGCUUUGCUUCACAAAUCUGUGAUGAAGAAAGAGUUCAGGAGGAUGGCUAAAGCCGUGCAAAAUCAGGUGGCAGACAACUACUACAGACCUGAUCUUAAGAAGGCGGCUCUUGCAAGGUUGAGUGCUGUUAAUAGGAGCCUCAGAGUUGCAAAGUCUGGCGCUAAGAAGAGAAACAGGCAUGCAGGAAAGAAGUGAAUUGAGAAGAGAAUUAGAUUGCAUGCUACAUUUUCAUGAAUCAUGUUUUCCCCCUUUUUGUAGUUUAUGUAUUCUAGAACCAUAUUCUAGAAUACUGGAGUUCAGUUUGGUAAAUUAUUUAUUGCGUUUUCAAUACAAGACUGGAAUGCCAUCUUUAUUAUACUUUAAACUGGGUCUGGUGUUUUGUUUUUCA